AUGGGUUAUUGUAGUCGUUGUGGUGAAAUCACGCCUAGUGAUAAAUGCAGCAAGUGUGGUGGUCGCUCUGUUGCCUCUAUAGCAGCAAAUCUUGGUGUAGAACCAAUUCUUCUCGCAGAUCGCUGGAAAUCUCAAUAUGCCACAAGUAUUCUCGGUUUUGGCGAUCAAGAAGCAUCAAACGAAACAGCAGUUGGUAUUACUGCUCCUUCUGUUCUAGCAGAACCCCCGUAUAAACUAUCCAAAUCUUGCGUCACUUGCCACAAAAUAUUUCAGGGAGAAUCCCUAUCAACCGAAUCAGGAUCAUCUUACUGUAAAGACUGCACUCCGACAGAACAAGCAGUAGUAGAUCGAGGCGCAUGUUCGGGAUGCUAUCGGCCAAUUCUGGCUACAGAGACCCACGUUGAACAUUCAAAUCGCUUUUGGCACAAAGAAUGCUUCUCGUGUCACACAUGCAGCCGUUUUCUCGGUGAGACUCCCAUGGUAGAUUUACAAGGUCAUCCAUGUUGCGAGAACUGUCUAAUGGCCCAGGCUGGCAGUGUCAAGCGCUCCAUCACCAAACCAUCGCCCCCAAAAAGCAGCACUCGUACCCAGGCUACCUACUCCACCUUAGCCGAGCGUCUACCUCGUACUUCUCGUCAAAGCCUUCCAUCUAUGAGCACAUUAAACCAAAACUCUCCUCUCAGACCUAGUACUAGCAUUCGUACGAAUUCUCCUGCGCUAUCUUCGUCGCCUUUCGGGCUCAACCCUCGCACUUCUCUUUACAACAGAUCAAAACCAUUCGACUCAAUAUCGUCAAACUCAUCUUCAGCAUCAUCCUCAAACUCUCUUUCGUCUACGUUAUCAUCCGCCUCGUCAUGGUCUCCAAGUCCAUCGUCAUCCAAAUCAGCCAAACCUCGCGUAGAUCAUCCGUCUUUGUUCAAAAGGCCGACGGAGCCAAUAAUCAAUGACACCAGCUGUCUUGCUUCUCCUGAGCCUAUUAACUACCCACCAAGCCCCCCUAAUUGGACUAAAUCGACACGCAAAGAAAACUCUGCACUUGCAGAAUAUAGGAGAGCAAAGGCGGCCAUGAAGAAUGAACAGGCCAAUAUUUCUCAAGACAAUAUCCUUCCUUCUCCUUCACCUUCUCCUCCGCCAAGAACAACUAAAAUACCGCCUACCAAGUCCAGUCCUAAACCUAUCCCUAGCUUUAGUUCUUCCAAGUUACCCACUUCUUAUGGCGGUAACAAUCCGAAUAAUAAUACUCCACAGCCUGAAAACUGUAGUGGUUGCCGAAACCCUUUAAGUGGAACCCGUGUUAAGCUAUCUACAUCAGCGGGAGAUGUAUGGUAUCACUAUGAUUGCUUGACAUGCGAAGGGUGUAAAGAGCCAUUUUCAUCUUCAGAAUACAUUAGCGACGGAAAACAUUUCUUUCAUCCAAAGUGUCGCCCUAGCCCUGUCCAGUCUCCAGAAUAUUUCUGCCAUGGGUGUAACAAGACCAUAACCAACAAGUGCUUGAAAAAUGGAACUCGAUUUUUCCAUCCAGACUGCUUCUCAUGCUAUGAGUGCAAUGUUUAUUUGCCUUUUGAUCAACCAUUUUACGAGAUCCUAGGCGAGGCGCAUUGUGAGACCUGUAGUCGAAUGGAUAACCUUUCAAUCCAAGCAAAUCCACCCCAAGAUUCUUCAAAUAGUAAUCACAUUGCUGGUGGAAAUUCUGCUACUGUUACCGCUACCACUACUGGUACUGGUAGUGGAGGUGGCAAUUCUUUAGUGUCUCAAGAAUCGACACCUCGUUAUCCUCGUAACACUCUCAAGUUAGGUGGUGCAAAAGUGUGUCCCCAUUGUCGGAACAGUAUUGGUAUUAUGGAUGAAGCGCCAGGGCCAAGAGCCACGCGAUGGCACAAACGAUGCCUUCAGUGCCAAGGAUGCCACAAGCAAAUGGAUUCUGGUGCAAAUGUUGUUGAAGGACGAUCUGGCGAAUGGGUUGUCUGGUGUAGAGGGUGCAACGCUGUCUAG
Phycomyces blakesleeanus NRRL 1555(-) is the source of this 1992-nucleotide messenger RNA. Its product is annotated as C2H2-type zinc finger transcription factor. Gene Ontology annotation, cellular component: Z disc; nucleus. Gene Ontology annotation, molecular function: transcription coregulator activity. NCBI's taxonomy places the organism in Eukaryota, Fungi, Mucoromycota, Mucoromycetes, Mucorales, Phycomycetaceae. The coding region runs from base 1 to 1992 and encodes 663 amino acids. The record is from RefSeq and is a predicted model, not a curated record. The transcript is spliced from 6 exons.